AUGAGCGUCAACGAUGCAGGCUUCAAAGCCGCCCUCGAAGAAGCCAAGAUCGGUGCCAGCGAAGGUGGUAUACCCAUCGGAGCGUGUCUCGUAGACAAAGACGGCAAGAUCCUUGGUCGAGGCCACAAUAUGCGCAUUCAAAAAAGCAGCGCGAUUCUCCAUGGCGAAACAUCCGCUCUAGAGAAUGCAGGCCGUCUCCCAGCCUCUGCCUACAAAGGCUCCACCAUGUACACCACCCUGUCGCCCUGCGACAUGUGCACAGGAGCCUGUAUCCUGUACAAAGUAUCCCGCCUCGUCAUGGGGGAGAACAAAACUUUUGUGGGUGGCGAAGAGCACCUGCGCCGAAACGGGAUCGAGGUCGUGAAUCUGGAGAGCAAGGAGUGCGAGGAGCUGAUGGCGAAGUUCAUUCGUGAGCAUCCUGAGGAUUGGGACGAGGAUGUUGGUGUCGGCAAAUGA
Messenger RNA from Saxophila tyrrhenica, 456 nucleotides. RefSeq names its product cytosine deaminase. The transcript is spliced from 3 exons. The record is from RefSeq and is a predicted model, not a curated record. Lineage: Eukaryota; Fungi; Ascomycota; Dothideomycetes; Mycosphaerellales; Extremaceae. Gene Ontology annotation, cellular component: cytoplasm; nucleus. The coding region runs from base 1 to 456 and encodes 151 amino acids. Gene Ontology annotation, molecular function: cytosine deaminase activity. Gene Ontology annotation, biological process: cytidine metabolic process; cytosine metabolic process; pyrimidine-containing compound salvage.